This is a messenger RNA of Phytophthora sojae, 738 nucleotides long. RefSeq lists its product as hypothetical. The coding region runs from base 1 to 738 and encodes 245 amino acids. Lineage: Eukaryota; Oomycota; Peronosporomycetes; Peronosporales; Peronosporaceae. The transcript has a single exon. The record is from RefSeq and is a predicted model, not a curated record.
AUGUUGGCUGGGAUUAUUUUCUGCGAGAGGCAAUCGACUGCGGCGCUGUGGAGGAAAUGCAGGAUUCCGCGACUGUGCGGUCCUUCGAUCCAAUUUCGCGCCACGACACGUUCUGGUAGCACUGGAGCCACUGGGAGUUGGGUCAAGACUGAAGUGCCAACAGCUCGUCCACAAGAAAACAUUGGUCUGAGGGAGCUGUGGAGGUACUCGGGGCUGAUAUCGACACAGCCUCCUCCCGAUGGAACGCUGUCUAAGGUUUUUCAACGGCGGCUGUCGUUCCGCGUCCGCAUUCAAGACGAGCAAAUUGCGGACGUGAUUUUCGCCAAGAACGGGCUGGAACUUCGCUGCGAUGACUUGUCGUCGCUGAUCGACGUCCUUAUCAUGAGUAGAGAAGCUUAUGAGCGUGGAGACGCAACGAGACACCCGUCCCGAGGCAGCAACGACAAAUUCUUUGGUUUCACGGAGCAGAUCUGCCAAGCCAAUGGGUUUCAACUAAGGCUUCGGUGGGGUUUUAUCGACUCCAAGAGGACACAGCACAGGUGCAUACAUGGCUCCGCAAUAUUCUUGUUGGCGCAGUGGCACGGGAGUGGCUACUGCCACGGACGGAUUUGUUGGGAAAACAUGGUGGGCAACCCGUUGUAUUCGAGCUGGACGCUCGUGAACAUGCAGACGUCCCGAAAGUCGAAUUUACCGAAACAUACGGUUGUCACCAUGACCUGGUGCAAUUGGGCAGGUUGA